Molecule: messenger RNA, 765 nt
Organism: Cylindrotheca closterium
Lineage: Eukaryota; Bacillariophyta; Bacillariophyceae; Bacillariales; Bacillariaceae
Source: the annotation of a GenBank genome assembly
AUGUCAACGCACAGUUUCAAAACCUCCAGCGCCCACAAACGGUCCAUGGAAAACAUCAUGGAACCAACAACAGAGACUGAUGAAUCUGGAAGUCUCCACUUUCAAGCACCCAAGACGGAAGAGACUACGACUACUACUACUCCCGCGAGAGAACAAAGAGUAUCCUUUAACAGCCGAGUCCGUUGCAGGCGCUCCAAAGCACCCGUCGCCAACGCCAAAAAUCUCUGGUACUCCAAGGAAGAUCUUGCAAGCCUGCGCAGCCACGACAAGCGUCUCCAAAGCAUUGUCGCCAUUGGAACUACAUCUCUUACCGGAGACGAUGACACCGAAGAAAUCUCCUUCGUUGGCCUCUACUCUGAAAAGGAACGCAAGCAACGUAUCAAGCGCAUCAAAGCAGCCAGGGAAUGUGUCUUGGGCGAGCAGAUGCAACAGCAAGAAGAGUUCUACGACGCACAAGAUGACCUUUCCCAGCCAUUCAUUCUGGACCAAGAGUCCAUUGCUGACUUUAUGUCCACAUACUCCAAGAGAGCUACCAAGGUUGCUCACAUGAAGGGACUUCAAGUUUCCUGGCAUGUUGAGAACUUUUCGGAAGAGGAAUCCACCGCAGACCUCGAUGACAGCCAUCGAUCCUGCAGUCAACAUUCUUUCAGCCAACGCUCUUGCAGCCAACGCUCCCGCUCUACCUCUGGCAAUCGCCCAGUACGAAAUUCUUCGAUCCGAUCUGCAGGCAAACUGAUUGCCCGCUUGACGGCAGCGGCCUCUUAA